Molecule: messenger RNA, 6559 nt
Organism: Mesocricetus auratus (golden hamster)
Lineage: Eukaryota; Metazoa; Chordata; Mammalia; Rodentia; Cricetidae
Gene: Frs2
Product: fibroblast growth factor receptor substrate 2
Exons: 8
Coding region: 340-1872 (510 amino acids)
Biological process (GO): cell surface receptor protein tyrosine kinase signaling pathway
Cellular component (GO): cytoplasm; cell-cell junction
Source: RefSeq, a predicted model, not a curated record
GGAGAGAGGCCUUGUAGCCACAGCCGCCGGGGCUCCGUCGGCUCCGAGGAAGGGGGUCGGGUCGCUGAGAGAGUGCGGAGCUCCGCGUCCGCCGCCGCCCCGCUCCCUCGCAGCGCCCUCGCGCCGACGAAUCUGUUGUCAUAGGAAUUACUGCCUUCAUUGCAUUGCCUUGCAGAGAGUGGGUGUCCAGAGAAGUGUUUGCCGGACGCUCCACCAUUUACAGGUUGUUAGCAAACGAAGACAUUGCAUUUUGAAAUAUGGUUAAUCUCCUGAUGCAGCAUCAGAGGCUAACAAUAUUAAUGGCCAGAUCUAGUGCUCACAUGGCCUUCUGAAGAAGCCAUGGGUAGCUGCUGUAGCUGUUCAGAUAAAGACACUGUCCCAGAUAACCAUCGGAACAAAUUUAAGGUCAUUAAUGUGGAUGAUGAUGGGAAUGAGCUAGGCUCUGGCAUAAUGGAGCUUACAGACACGGAACUGAUCCUCUAUACCCGUAAACGUGACUCAGUAAAAUGGCACUACCUCUGCCUGCGACGAUAUGGCUAUGACUCCAAUCUCUUUUCUUUUGAAAGUGGUCGAAGGUGUCAGACUGGACAAGGAAUCUUUGCUUUUAAGUGUGCCCGUGCAGAAGAAUUAUUUAACAUGUUGCAAGAGAUUAUGCAAAAUAACAGUAUAAAUGUGGUGGAAGAGCCAGUUGUGGAAAGGAAUGGUCAUCAGACAGAAUUGGAAGUCCCUAGAACACCCCGAACACCUACAACUCCAGGGUUUGCUGCUCAGAACUUACCUAAUGGAUAUCCCCGCUACCCCUCAUUUGGAGAUGCCUCAUCCCACCCCUCCAGCCGGCACCCUUCUGUGGGAAGUGCUCGCUUACCCUCGGUUGGUGAAGAGUCUACACAUCCUUUGCUUGUGGCUGAGGAACAAGUACAUACUUAUGUUAACACUACAGGUGUGCAAGAGGAGCGGAAAAACCGUGCCAGUGUCCAUGUCCCCCCCCCUCCAGAGGCUAGAGUCUCUAAUGCUGAAAGCAGCACACCAAAAGAGGAACCAAGUAAUGUUGAAGACAGGGACCCUCAGGUUCUUCUGAAACCCGAAGGGGUCAAGUUUGUUUUAGGACCGACCCCUGUUCAGAAGCAGUUGAUGGAGAAGGAGAGACUGGAGCAGCUUGGAAGAGAGCAAGUUAGUGGAAGCGGUGCCAACAGCACGGAAUGGGACACUGGCUAUGACAGUGAUGAGCGGAGAGAUGUCCCCUCUGUUAACAAACUGGUGUAUGAAAAUAUAAAUGGGCUAUCUAUCCCGAGUGCCUCAGGGGUCAGGAGAGGUCGGCUGACAUCUACCAGUGCCUCAGACACACAGAACAUCAACAACUCAGCUCAGAGGAGAACUGCAUUGUUAAACUAUGAGAAUUUACCAUCUUUGCCUCCUGUUUGGGAAGCCCGCAAGCUAAGUAGGGAUGAAGACGACAGUUUAGGACCAAAGACCCCAUCUCUCAACGGCUACCAUAAUAAUCUAGAUCCAAUGCAUAACUAUGUUAAUACAGAGAAUGUAACUGUGCCAGCAAGUGCUCACAAAAUAGACUAUUCAAGGCGGCGGGAUUGUACCCCGACAGUCUUUAACUUUGACAUCAGGCGCCCCAGCUUAGAACACAGGCAACUCAAUUAUAUACAGGUGGAUUUGGAAGGUGGCAGUGACUCCGACAACCCUCAGACUCCAAAAACGCCUACCACUCCCCUUCCACAAACCCCUACCAGGCGCACAGAGCUGUAUGCUGUGAUAGACAUCGAGAGAACUGCUGCUAUGUCCAAUUUGCAGAAAGCACUGCCACGAGACGAUGGGACAUCUAGGAAAACUAGACAUAAUAGUACUGACCUGCCCAUGUGAGCCCGGAGAGCAUUAUGCCGUUUGCACCUUCGUGACGUUUUCCAAAAUGAAGAUGCAAUGCUUCAUUUCAUUUCUACACUAACUCCUUUUAUAGACUGAUUCAUUUUUUCUGAUUAUUUCAUGUGCAUCUUUAAAGGGAAUUAAUGUAGAGCAGGUACUCCUUAAAGAACAGUUAUGUCAUUAUAUUCUCAUUAUUGUACAGCAGCAUUCCCAUUUUCACAGUGCCUAUUUAAAAUGAGAUUUGAAGUGAAUGACAUGCUGGUUGCUUUCUAUUCCAUAUCCAGGACAUGUGCAUAUCUUCCACGUCUAAGUUGUGUUGGCAUCUGAACCUUUUAUAAAGUCUCUUGAUAACAUGCAUUGCUAACAUAACUCUAGGUCUUGAAGGUUGGACUCGUAGAUUCACUGCUCACAGUGUAUGGUCUCCAGCAUGGAACACGGGGAAUCUUAUUUCGUUAAUUACAGGCUUUUUGACUUGGGCCAAAAAAAGAAAAGAAAAAAAACCCAGAAGAACCACACCUCCUUUUAUACCAGUCAGCUCCUGUGUCUUCAGUGUUACUAGAAAGUGUCCAGUAUCCUGAAUAUGGUUGUGCAUUGGAAGGCAGACAGGAGACCAAGUUCUGUUUACUCAUCUCAUGGUGUCGUUUGAAGGGCAUGUCCAGAUAUCUUACUCAGAACUACGGUGGGUUUAGGAAUCAGUCUCAGGUCACUUACCCAAAAACAUUUGAAAAAUCUACACCAUGAUCUCUUGGCGUUUCUUUUCCAUAGAUUAUUCACAGCACAUUAUUUUCUGGAGAUGUUUGUGCCAUUAAAUUCCCAAGUAGCUUCAGUUCUUGGUUGUUUUUUCCCCUUUGGUGUUUGGGUUGUCUUACUUUGUUUUGUAAUGUCUUUCUUAAUUUACAAUACAAUGUUUCAGUUUGUAUAUCAUUUUGGGGAUGGGAUUGUAUGUUUGUUAGUUAGUUUGCAUUUUUGUCAAGUUAUAGUCUUGGAGGUCUAUUUGGAAGUGACUGUUAUUUUCUAACAGGGUUGCCCUUGUCCAGUAUUUAUUUAUCUGCUGUUUACUUUUCCAGUUGAUGAAAAAAAAAUUCCAAUUUUAAGUCUCAUUUGUGUCCAGAGGUGAUCUCUUUAGUAGCUGAGAAGAAAAGGAAGAUGCUCUCAAACAUGAGAGUUCCGGAAAGGCCCUGUCCUCCCUGUGGGCGCACCCCCAGCACUUUAGCAGGGAUUGCCUUAGCUAUAUGGCUGCAGUCCCGCUCACUCUGCCCACUCUGCUGUUCCUGGGCUCUGCUGGCCUUUCACGUGGGGCCAGGCUCUUCUUAGCCCCUGAUGAUUUGGGUGAGCUGCUAACAUUGUUGCCAGCGUAGCAGGUACAGGGAAGUCUUGACACAAUGCAAUUAUGUCAUAAUUAGGAUAUGAAAUGAACUAAAAUUUAUUUAAACCUAUGAGAGUUCAGAUGUCAAACUCUGGGGGAAAAAAAGCUCCAAAUUCCCAAACCACAUAGAAUAAAGAGAGUGGGAGGACAAGUAGCCUUACAAAAUAUUUUAUUUUUCUCUAACGUUGAGGAAGUUUCAUGUUAUGAUCUGGAUAUAUCCGAUGUGACCAAGGUUGAUUUAACAAGAAAACAUUUCAGUUACAGAAUAUUCAAUACAUUCAGAACUCAUCACAGAACGGGAAAUAGAUGAGAAGAACAGUUGAGUGGGCCACAAUGAAAAUACUACAUCGUCAUUGGCGUUUUCGCUCCAUUGGUUUUAUAGCACAUCUUCAUUUUCCUUCUGUUCUCCUCUGUAAACUCGGUGCUUAUUACACUGUCCCUGCUCUCUAGAAGUCAGUGGCUAGGUGUGCAGACUCCAUGUUUGAUAUCCUGUUCCUUUAUCCCUUCUUCUGAGUAGAUUGCUAAAAAUCGUGCCAAAUUUCAGUGGUGGGUUUUGAACGUGGGGGUAAGCGCCCUGGUGGCAGCACUCCACACGGUUUCCUCUGUAAGGAGUCAGGACAGAGCCUAGCUCUCCAGUGAGAGGGCUCAUGUGUCUGUUCAUUCUGGAGCUGGAUGUCUUGUUCUUUCUUUCCUUUGUACUCUUCACUUUCCCCUUCAGAUUUGAAUUAGAUUUUAUAUUUUUUUUUGGUGACUCUAAUCACUACAGUUUUUUAUGCUUUAAAUAGUGCAUAGUUUAAGAAUGAAAACGGGACCAAUUUGUCUGCUAAACUUUUGAUUUUAGGGUACUAUGUAAGUAUUAGUUAGGAAGAGGUAAACAGGUGGUGUUAAUUUCUAGGUGUCUUCUGGAAAUUGCCUUUGUUUAAUCGGUCAUUUAUACCACUCUCCUUUACAGUAGUCUCAUACUGGGCAUUAAGCUCCGUCCUGGAAGAAUGUACCUAUUACUAUUAGUGAAUUUUGGAGUGAGAUUUUUAUUGGCACACAUUUGUGGCCAUAUGACUUAGAUUUUCUGAGACAAACCUAACUUUAUAUAGUUGGUUUUGUUGAUUAGACCAUGUGACCCUACUUUUUUGAUUUGGACGUAUAAUCCUUGCUACCUUGUUUUCCUCCAAAUAAAAUCCUUUUGUAUCCAUAUAGAUCACGACAAUAUUUUUUUCCAGACCAGGGUUGAAAAGUGAUAUGGGUAUUACUAGUGUUUUUCUGAAUGUUUAUUUCUCAGUUUCAUCUUCCUUUGAAAAAUUGAAAGUAUGGUGCCUUCCCUCCCUCCAAGAAGAUUGGCAAAUAGUUCCCUUUGUUUACUGCUGCUGUGGAGUGAUGAGACAUGCACUUUACUCUCCAAGACUCAGCAAAAAGCUUUCACUUCUCAGUAUAUCCAUGACAGAUCACAUUUGGGACUUGAGAAUCUUUGCCAAGCAAUCUUUGUCACUACAUUAUUAAUGUUGACCUCCCCCACGAUGCUAUAAGUCCAACCGAUGUUUGUUUAUUCUCUCCACUGUUCCCACCCCAGAUCUGUGGCACAGCAUAUAAAAAUGUACCUCAAUAAUGUUCUAUUAAAAAUGGGACAGUGGCCUUAAGUUUUCAUAAUUUUCCAACAUGUGCCACCGUAUAUUUGCCUCAAGGUAAAGGUCUUAACAAGCUAAAAGUACUUCCCAGUGUCCCCUGUGCAGUUUUCUGUCCACAAUGCCCAAGUGUUUUGUGCAAUGUGUAGUGUGUAUAUAUAAAUAUAUAUCUAUAUAUUCUUGAAAUAGGCAUAACAUCAGAGACGUCAUUCAGAAGUAAUGUAUUGGCAUCUCAUUCAUAUUUCUGAUGUGAAUUGUAUGGUACUAUUUACUUUUUCCGUAAUGUUUUCCAAAUCUGAAUCAAGGCGUUGGUACGAAAUUGCAGAAUGUAUAGGAAACAUUUUGGCUUGAAAAGUUAACAAAUGAAAGUAUUCAGACCUAUCAGUGUACUCUGCCCAGACCUGCAUCCUGUCUUCUUGCUUCCUGUUCCCCAUUCCUGCUUCUUCACUCUUCAGGGUGUAAUAAUUCUCUCAUACCAUCCUAUAAGGGUGAGAUUCUCGAGCAGUUGGACAAGAAAGCAUGGAAACAGGCUGGUAUCAAUAGUACGGUAGUCACCAGGUGCCACACUUGCAUUAGUAAAUGCAAAAUGUUUUAUAAAGGACAAACUUUGUGUUAUGUUUCUAUUUUCAUUACAUUGUAUAAUAAUGUAAGAUUAUUGUAUGUCCUAAUUUGCAUUAUAAAUGUUUUUUCCUACAUAAAGGCAUAAAUAUAGCAACUUUGUAUAAAGGUAGCUUAUUAGAUUUUCAUUUUUCUUUUAUAGAAGUUGUCUACAGUGGGACUACCAUUGCCAAAUUGUAUAUGUGAUAUGAAUUUUACCCCAUGGUUAAUUUCUUUUCUAAACAUUCCACAUUUCCUUAAUGAACGAUGUGAUACUGUACUAUGCAUAGAUUGUGUUUUAAUGCUGUUUCAUAUCAGCAUUUUAAUUUUGCAUUUGCAUUUUUGGUAUUGGCAAAAACGUAACCACUGGUAAUUAAAAUAAACCCUUGUUGUAUAUGUAACAGCAUCAUCUGCCCUCCAUCCCUUCUGGCCCCCUGUUCUUUAUUCUCCCUGUCAGUGCCAACUUCAUACAUUUUGUAGCAUGGCAAUAAAAUGUAACUUUUACACUGAGGCCAAGUGUGGCUUUUUGGAGGCAGUGGGGUGGGAGGAUUGCCACUUAGUUGUCCUAGUAUGUAACUUUCUGCCAUCUAAGCCAUGUUGUCACAUAGAGGUUAUAUAUGAUGUGAACAUGCUUUAAGGACAAGUGUGGAUGUGCUUUAAAACUUUGUUUUUAAUGUAACAAUAAUUAAUUUUUAAUAUUUGGAAAUGUCAGAGUUCUUGAAGUACAAUCAAACCUUUAUUAACUGGAGUACUUAAAGAAUAAGGUAAUAAUGGAAUUUUGUUAAACAAGGGCUAAGCAACACUUUUUAAAGAUUCUUAUUUAUUGUGGAGUAUUAGUAUACUUUACUAUCCUAAAAUUAUGAUGUGUCAACUAUGGUUUAAUAUUAGACAAUGUAGCAUCUUGCAAUGCCUUACUGUUAUCAUUCUGCCAUCAGUAUCCACGAUGAGGCACUCAGGCUGGUACUGGAAGCUGAGAUGACUAUACACUGACCUUAAGUAUUCAUGAAAACUGCUUUGUUGAAUAAAAUCUGAGAUCUUAUGGUCACUCUUCCCUUAUUGCCAAAAGUAGACUGCAAUAAAAUCCAAAUAAAAGCUUGGUUGGAUACUU